CUUGCCUUGCCUUGCCUUAAUGUGAUAGGUGCACUGGACUGCACUCACAUUAGAAUAAAACACCCCUCAGGUGUUCAUGAGGGAGACUUUGUGAAUAGAAAAUCCUACCACAGUAUCAAUGUUCAGAUGAUCUGUGAUGCUGACUGCAUUUUCAGCAAUGUAGAGGCGAAGUGGCCUGGCUCGGUCCAUGACUCCAGAGUCUUUAGGGCCUCUACAAUUUUCCAGCGACUGUCACAAGGGGAAUAUGCUGGUGUUUUGCUUGGAGACAAGUGCUAUGCAUGUCAGCCAUUUCUUCUGACUCCAUUUGCAGACCCCCAGACAGCAGCACAGCACACCUAUAAUCUUGCCCAUGCAAGAUCAAGGGCCCGCAUCGAGAUGGCAUUUGGCCUUUUGAAGUCCCGUUUCCAGUGCCUUCACCACCUAAGAGUCACCCCAGAGAGGGCCUGUGACAUCACUGUUGCAUGCACUGCCCUGCACAACAUUGCCUGCCUGAGAAAGGAAAGGGCUCCCAGAGCAGCCUUGGAUAUGGACUGGGACAAUGCAGCAAUAUUUCAAGACAAUGUCAAUGGCAGACUGGUCAUAGACCAAUACGUUGCCAAUUACUUUUGAUUCCUGAAUUAUGUAUGUUUCAUUUGGCUUUUGAAGUAGACAUUUGUUUUUGGUUUAAUUGUAUAGAGUAGGCCUGUAUAUCAAGGAAAAGACACCACAAUGUUUUUUGACCUUUUUAGUUUUUAGGAGAUGUCUCACUUGUCUGCUGCGAGCUUGGGGAAAGAACAAAAAAAGAUUAAUACAUUGUGUUACUGUCAUUCUUAAAGUAUGCAUUUAAAUGAUCAUUUACUUCUCUCUCCAGUUUCUUUAUUUCCAAAUCCAGUUUCCUCAAGGUUUUUCUUUUGAUUUGCAUAUCGAGGUCCAUUUCCUGCAUUUUUCGUUUCUUUAAUUGAAUUUGUAUCUCUGCCAAAUGUAUUUGUUUCUGUAGGUGUGUUGUGUAUAGGGACCUGACCGUUUGGGAACUCUGUAAAACACAUAUCAGUUAUGACUUGGCUGCUGUGAGACUGGUCAGAGACCAAUACUUUCUUAAAUUCAGCAGGAAUUGUGCAUGGUGUGAAUUUGUUCUUCAGGGUAAUACUUACGAUGUUGGCAGGCUGAGUGUCGGCCUGCACAGUGUCUGGGUCCUAUUAAAAAUAUAUUUGCUAUGAGCACCAUAUCACUAUAAUCCAUUAUGUACUAAAUAAGUAUUUCCACAAGAUUGACAUGAUACUGUACCUCCUGUCUUCUUGAGUCCACGGAAAUAGUUUCCUCCUCGUCUUGUGCAGCAGAUGUGCCUUCACCCUACACCAGCUUCCACAGAAUUGUAUUGACAAAGGUUUGACAGGGGCCAGGCCUUGGGGGGGCAUUAAGAAUUAAUACUCACCGGAUCUAGGUCAUCAUAAAGGGGCUCCAGAAGACUGAUUGUAUUGCCAGACACUGCAAGACAAUGUCAGACAGUCCACAUUAUAUCUUGUAGGCUAAAUGGUUUAUUAUUUUUCAUAUUCAGGCUACUACAGUAUAGGAAUAAUGUAGCCUACCUUGUAUGAAGUGGGCGCUUUCUGUGGGUGGGACAGAGUCAGUGGAGGUCCCACCCUGGAUUCCUUCAAUUAUAGGCCUCCCUUUGUUCAGGUCAAGGGCCAUCUCCUCUGCUGGGGUUAAUUCUGGAGUAGCUGG
Messenger RNA from Perca fluviatilis (European perch), 1701 nucleotides. Its product is annotated as putative nuclease HARBI1. Lineage: Eukaryota; Metazoa; Chordata; Actinopteri; Perciformes; Percidae. The record is from RefSeq and is a predicted model, not a curated record. The annotation marks the transcript as partial. The transcript has 3 exons.